This is a messenger RNA of Ceutorhynchus assimilis (cabbage seed weevil), 4697 nucleotides long. NCBI's taxonomy places the organism in Eukaryota, Metazoa, Arthropoda, Insecta, Coleoptera, Curculionidae. The record is from the annotation of a GenBank genome assembly.
GUUAUUAUUCUGGGUUAUUAUCCUGUCAUGUUUGUUUUAAUUCAUUCCAUAAAGAUUUUAAAAUUUUAAUUUUGUUAACUAAUUAACAAUAAUGAUAAAACGCGUAUUAUUCAUCUAUUUAUUUUUCAGUAGUUUUAGACAUUUGGACGCUGUAAAUCAUUGGAUAGUCACGCAAAGCGGUAAAAUACAGGCAUUUUUGGAAUCUCCAUUUGAUCUUCGCAAACCCGACGACCUCUUGGCCCUGCUGGACCAAGAAAGUCGCAAAAACAGCAUAAAUGACCUCUACGAAGAUCUUGUCUCUAGAAAAAACAUGAUUGAAAAAAAAUGGAUCGACAUUGAAAAAAACUCUAAUGUAGGCUCGCGCGUAACUACCGAAGAUGUAGACUGUGUGGCUGCCGAUAAAUUAUUCUCGGAUUUAGAUUUGUAUAAUAACAUAGCUAUCAAUGGCACUGAACGAGGUAUUAGCAUUCCAGUACCAAGAAAAAUUAAUAUGGAUAAGUUUAAAGACACCGAAGAGCUUAAAGUACCUGUAUGUAUGCAACUAACAUCAGCCAAAUGGUCAGAAUCAUUUGUAAAUAAAACAAAUUUGAUUCUUAAACCAGAAGAAGCUCUAAAAAAAACAUUUUUACCAAUGAAAUCCUUGGAACAUUUUGGUUAUUUCAUUGUCAAAUCUUUAAAAGAAAAUUCUACUUCCUGGGUACAUUAUAACUUAGCCUCAUUUUAUUGGAGAAUUAAAGGAGAAGGAGACAAAGCUAUAGAUUGCCUAAAGUUAGCUAUACAGUUUGUAACUGGUAAUUUCCAAGACAUUCCACUACAUAACUUAGCAGGAAUACUGCAUCAAUCACACCAUUCCAAAGAAGCCAUACAAAUACUAAACAGUGCUAUAAAAUUUGCUCCCGAAGAACCAAAGCAUUAUUUUGCAAUGGGCAACAUUUAUGCUGCAAUGAGGGACUUUAACAAUUCCAUUACAAACUAUGAAAAGUUUUUGGAAUUUGAACCACACAAUCGAGACGCUGCAAGUAAUAGGCACGCAGUUUUGUGUUAUCACAAAUUAGAAAUUGCACUCACAACAUUCCAAAAUGAUCUCCAAAAUAUUUUGUCAGAGUUGCACGAUUAUCACAGCAUUCAGCAACAAUGGCUUAGAUUGCAAGAACGUCUGAUGUGGGAAACUGCAUCAUUCGAUUAUCAAUAUGACCCUCUAAGUCCAGAUAUUUUGGAUUCGCCCAAAAAAGUACAAAGAUGUAUUAAAAAGACAAGUGGAGGCAAACCAGUGAUAUCCUGUGAUUUUUAUGAAAAAGCUUCAGAAGUAGAUAAACUUAACUUACACAGUCUAUUCCAAAUAGUCGAGAGUGAAAAACAAAAAUUAAGCGUAGCUCAUCUGUUUGAAGACUUUAAUUUCAAUAGGGCCAAGCUUAAAGAUGAACCCACUAAAAUUGGAUACCCGAAAUUUCCUACUAGCAUGUCUACAAAGGACAAUCAGUAUUUCGAUGUUACAGGAUGGCCUAAAAAGGAAGAAUGUUUAGAAUGGAACCUUCCAUUGGACGAUAGAGAUGAUUUAGACUUGCCAGUUUUUCUUCCUCCUGAAAAUAAAGGAUAUUUACUAAAAAAAUCUAUCACUGAAGAUUUGAAGUUAGCAGACGGUUCCCAACAUGAUUUACCAUGGUACCCACCCGUUUGCGAAGGGGAUAAUGUUAAUGGAGAAAAAUUUAUUCCCAUUACUGAAAAAUAUUUGUUAGAUACUGAGCUUAAGGCUACUACGCAUUUAAAAAAAGAAUUUUUGAGGUAUGUCAAUGAGGGAAACGCAGAUGAACACGAAAUUGGACAGAGGAUUGUUAGUGCUAUGGAAAAAAAAACUGCCCCCAAGUGGGUUUUGGCAACACUAGCAAGCCUAUACUGGCGUGUCAGAGGAAAUGUUCGAAAAACCCUAGACUGUCUGGAUAUGGCUUUCCAAAGCGCCCCAAAAGAUGACACUGACGUCGUUCUUGUAUCAUUAGGCUCAACAAGUUAUCUGUUAGGCUUAAAAGAACAAGCUUUAAAAUUUGCCACUCUAGCUUUCAAAAUAAACUACGUUGAACCAAGUACAAAUUUCCUUUUGGCCCUUUUGCAUUAUGAAAACAACAACCCUUUGUUGGCAAUUUAUUAUUUGAAAAACACCAUGCGAGUAGAUCCCAAGUUUUACGACGGCCUAGCAGAAAAACUUCUAAAAAUAUGGUCAUGCAGGAUCAAGUUAGGAGCAGGGCCAAAAUUUAUAAAACCUACAAUAGAAUCAAAAUUACAUUGUCCCCAAUCAGCCUCAUUCAAAGGCGAAGCCAUAGUUUGUGACGAAGACCGCACAAAUUGCAAAAAAGAAAAUAUGCAAUGCUUCAAAACGCAAAAACAAAUUGUCAUCGACUCGACAGGGGUGCGCACAUCUGAGAGCUACGAGCAAUGCAAGGACGAGGCUGUCCAAAGUUUGGGACAACAAAUAAUGGCUUCUCUAGUGGCCGCAGAGACCACUGACGAUGAAUAUUUUAUUAAGGAACGGGAACGUCUUAGAGAUGCUAAAGAUGGAUUUUAUUAUCCGCACAUUCAUCAUCAUGUCCAUAUGGGACUAUCUCUGGGAGCUGAACAUUUUCUGAAGGAGUAUAAUAAAGUUGGAGAUUUUUAUGUUUCGCUGGAUAUUAACGAGAGCCCAGAUCAAGAGCAGAGGCUCCACAUUUAUGACAAAUAUGGGACCUAUACUUUGUCAAAUAGUGUUUGUGAGUAUGGAAACCCAAUGGUUCCAUUCAAGUAUUCAGAAUUGUGGGAUUUCAUAGAAGAAAACAUGAUCGAUGUCAGUUCUUACAUCAAACACACUAAAACGAAAACCUCUAAGGAAUCCCCCAAACCGAAUUGUAUGCAAGUAUUAAAUCCGCACAUGCCGUAUGGUUUAAAUGAACUCACUCUUAAAGUUCUGGCUUUGAAAUUGCCCAAUUCUUACGACAAAGAUUUGACUGAGCUGUUGCAGUUGGUUUGUGGCAAUCGAAAGUUGAACACGCGCGAACUUGGAGCUAAAAUUGCCAAGGCUUUGGCACUGGAUGAAACUAAUUGGCAACUUUUGAUGGCCUCUGCAAUAUAUUGGAUAGUUUAUGGCAACACUGAACAGGCUGCUGUAUGUAUCAGAGGGGCCAUAACUAAAGUUUCUCCAGCUGAAUUAGACAUUCCUUUAAUGUUUUUAAGUCAUUUAUUGGGAAAUGUUGGUUUGCCAGAAGAAGCUAUUAAACUUGCCCAUUUAGCUCUGAGUCAAAAUCCCACAAAUUUGUGGAACCAUUUUAAAGUAGCAGAGAAUUAUAUCAAGUUGGGUAAAUUUGAAGAAGCAGUACCUUACCUAAGGGCUAGUUUACUGAUAGAUGACAAAUUUGACCCGGCUAGAACAAGACUGAAGGAGGUACUGUGCAAGUUGUUGUUCGAGGACGGUUACAAUCAGGGCCGAGUCGCUGCUAAAAUUGUUGACAAUUGAGGUAGGAUCUAAGAGCUGAAGAAUUUAUUAUGGAUAUUGUGACGCUGAUUUACAAAAUAUUUUGUAAGUUUGUGCUGUUAAGAGAAGUGGCUCAUAUGAAUAAAACAGAAGCAGAUGCUUUUCCUCGAGAUAAACAUAUUCUGCUUCAAUGCAAUGAAAAGAGAUGGAGGUAGAGUAAAAGCAUUUGCUACACUUUAAGCAUACGACAAAAUAUCUUUGUCCCUUAGAAUUGUGUUAGUGGAUUAGGUUUCAAAAAGCAAAAAAAUGUAAUGCAAUUUGCAAUACAUUUUAAUUUUAUACAGAGUGUUCAGUGCCAUCACUUCUUAUCAAUCCUUUCAAAAUCGUAUGUCCAAGAAGUACCAUAUUUUUUAUUUUUUUUGAAUCAAAUCGAUUUAGGCAUUUAGUCACAGUUUCAUCAAAACGAAUGGGCGUUCCGAGAAGUUCUCAAAAUUACAGGGUUUUGCCAACAAUAUGGAGAGAAAAAUUAGGAGUUUUGGCAUUGCAUAUAUUGCAUUGAAACUUCAUUAUACUCAGAACUGAGUGUUUUAAUAUUAUGUGUGAAAUACUUGUUUGUUGAAAUGUCUUCUUCUCUUCUGGUUCUGAUUUUCCUGGUAAAUUGCAUUAGAAUUAGAAUAUUCUUCUUCUUUUAUAGGUAUCCCCUCAUUUUCAUCUAUUAGUACGAUAUCUGAUAUGUAUUCUCCGGUGUUCUUUAACUCAAUCAUUUUUCACGAGAAACCUGAAAAAAAUGGUAUAAUCAUAUUUCAUAAGUUAACUACAAUAACAUUUGCGAAGAUUAAAGGUGGCACUUCAGAAUCGUGAGACAAGAAUAUAAUAUUUAAUCUACGAAAAUGUAUCGGCAAAUAUUUAAUAUUCAAAUAAUAAUUUAUGCAUUGGGCACCCUGUAUAAAUAGCUAUACUUCAAACCAUAUGUCUAUCCCAGUUUUUUUUUUUUUUUAAUUCCUUGAAACUUUUGUCAAUUUGAAAUUUACGUGUCUAUGAACAUUGACUGUUUACUAAAACCAUUCCAACUUCUUCCACCCAAUUAUAACAUACACAACAUUAAUCAUUUAAGUACAAAAUACUAGAUGUAAACAAAUAUUAUAUGGAUUUCUAUCUACUAUUCUCUUAUUGUGCAUUUUACCCUUCCAAAUACAUGUACCAAUUGUUUGGUAUCUAUUUUUCCUAUAAAUAUUUAUCCAUUAUAUGAAUGUAUUAUCUG